AAGAAAAAAAAGAAUAGAGACAAAAUUGUGAAAAAAAAUUUUUUUAAUCAUUUUAAUUCAAAUUACAACUUAAGAGGGCCUGUUGUGUAAAAAAAAAAGACAAAAUGAUAAGUUUGCUGUGCAUCACAAUAUUCUCCUUGACCCUGGCUGGCAGUGCUUACAGUCAGCCGACAGGCUCUGCCACACCAUAUUCAGUUAAGGUGAUAGCCGACCUUGGAGCCAACGUUACUUUGCCCUGCAUUCUCCCGCAAGGAAGCAGCAGCUUGUUUAGCAUCGCCAUCCGAGUCAAAUGGACCAAGGUAGCGGAGGAUGAGGCUAUGAAUGAGGACGUGCUGCUUUCCAUUGGCUUCCACAAGAAAACAUACGGAAGCUUCGAGGAUCGCGUCUACCUGGAGGAGCGCGACAACGACGACGCCUCCUUGGUGAUCACGGACGUUUCCAUGGAUGACGCCGGAACAUACCGUUGCGAGAUCAUCAACGGCAUGGUAGACACCAUACAAGAGAUUGGCUUGGAGGUUCAAAGUGGCGUCCGUAAUGGUGUGGUGUUCCCCUACUCACCACCUCUUGGCCGCUACAGCUUUUCCUUCCACGAGGCUUUGCAGGCUUGUUUGGAUCAGGACGCGGUGGUCGCCUCCUAUGACCAACUGCUUGAAUCCUGGAAGGCGGGCAUGGACUGGUGCAACGCCGGCUGGCUGGACGAUGGCACCGUGCAGUACCCCAUCACAAAGCCAAGAGAACCCUGUGGUGGUGCCAACAACCGACCCGGCCUCAGAAAUUACGGCAGGCGUGACAAGUACAUGAGCCGCUUUGAUGUGUUCUGCUUUGCCAGUCCAUUGAAUGGACAUUUCUACUGGCUGACCCAGCCUGAAAAGCUCAACUUCGAUGAGGCCGUCCAGGCUUGCUUCGAUGACGGCGCAGAAAUUGCCAAGGUGGGUCACAUGUUCUCCGCUUGGAAGCUGGAAGGCUACGAUCGUUGCGACGCCGGCUGGUUGGCCGACGGCAGCGUCCGUUACCCGAUCUCCAGACCCCGCAGGAACUGCAGCCCCACAGAAGCUGCGGUGCGCUUUGUUGGAUUUCCUGACAAGCAACAAAAGCUCUUCGGUGUCUACUGCUUCAGACCUGAUCCCUGAGGAGCCCGGCUGCAGCCACCACCACCAAAGAGCCGCAACCACAACCCAAAAUUUGCAAAACUAAAUGACCUAAUCCUUGGAUCAUGACUAAAAUUAACAUUGGAACACACAAGCAACCGUGGUUACCUUUCAGAACCGUUUUAGAGGACAUUAUCAUAUCUAUAGUAGAAUACAAUAUGCAAUGUAUCCAAAUCACAGAUUUGAUGGCGACAAGGAGUUGAUUGUUUUUCUCCACUGAGUAAUUAUGGAAAGCUCAAGGUUUAGCGCUGCUAUGAUUAUAGCGCAAACAUUGAAUCUGUUUGUGUUUCUUUGUUUGUUUGUUUUUUAAACAAAACAUAAAACUUUCCAAUAUAUUCAUCAAAUGUCACCUUGCACAUUUACUAAAACUUGGCUGCAACGCUUGCUGUGCAGUUUACAUGUUACAUUGCAUCGUCAUUGCCAAACAUUUUGUUUCAUUUCAAGCAGAUUGUGCGGUUUGCACACUUUUUAUUUCACAGGGAAAAAUGAAUGUAAACAACUUAGACUGUGAUUUGUUCCGAAUAAGAGAGUACCAAUCAAAUCACCUUCAGUAACAAUUUUAUAUUGUUUUACUUUAUUCCUUUUUUAAAAUUUUUUUUUUACAAUUUUGCCUGCAUUUUCUUACAAAACUAUUUUUAAAACAAUAAUGAAAAAUAAAACAGCUGUUAUUUUA
Messenger RNA from Hippocampus zosterae (dwarf seahorse), 1821 nucleotides. RefSeq names its product hyaluronan and proteoglycan link protein 1-like. Bases 105 to 1130 code for a protein of 341 amino acids. Gene Ontology annotation, molecular function: hyaluronic acid binding. The record is from RefSeq and is a predicted model, not a curated record. The transcript has 4 exons. Gene Ontology annotation, biological process: cell adhesion. Lineage: Eukaryota; Metazoa; Chordata; Actinopteri; Syngnathiformes; Syngnathidae.